CCAUCAAGUGCAGCAGCGACGACGGAGCACCUUCAACUCCGCUCGGAACGCUGACAUUUCGAACUCGCCCAUAAACGCGCCAUGACCGACAACGUCAAGAGCGAAGCCCAAAAGAAGCGUCGAAGUGAGGCCGACUGGGCCGACAGCGAGGCCCAAAAGAAGCACCAAAGUGAGGCGGAGUCGGUCAGCGAGGCUCCCUUUUGCUUCGGAGACGAACUGGAGCUGAACAGGUUCGACGGUUUACCUUUCUCGUCGCGGUACUACAAGCUGCUGGCCGAGAGGAGGACGCUGCCCAUGUGGACUUUCCGGCGACGUUUCGACGACGCGCUCGUCCACGCGCAGCUGCUGGUCGUGUGCGCGCACGCCGACGUCGGCAGGAGCACGCAGAUCCCUCAGUGGUGCGCAGAGUUGUGCCUGUCGGCUCGCUACCGCCACGGCACGGUGGUGUGCACGCAGGCUGGUGGGCAGCGGGCCGUGGACUUGACCUUGCGCGUGGCCGACGAAAUGGACGUGAACGUGGGCCACGAGGUGGGCUACAGCGUCGGGCGGGAGACCUGCUGCUGCGCCGAUACUGUUCUCAGGUACUGCACUGAUGACAUCUUGCUCAGAGAGAUGAUGUCCGACCCUUUUCUGGAGCAGUACGGCGUGAUCGUCAUCGACCAGGCCCACCAGAGGACGGUGAGUACUGACCUCCUGCUGGGCCUCCUGAAGGACAUCCUGGUGCACAGGCCCGAGCUCCGGGUGGUGGUCCUCACCGCCCCGCCCCUGACAGACGAGCUUCGGAGUCACUUCCGAGGAGCCCCGAUCAUCAGCCUGGAGUCGCCUUCGUCGAGUCUUCCCGAGGUGGUGCACAGCGGGGCCGGAAAAGAUUACUUCUACUCUGCUCUGAGGCUGGUUCUAGAGAUCCACCGCACCAAAGAGGACGGGGACGUCGUCGUGUUUUUGGCAUCGGAGGAGGAGGUGCACUGCGCCCACAGCAUCCUGCAGAAAGAAGGAUCCAGACUAGGAGCACACCUGGGCCGGAUGGUUCCCGUGGUCCUCGGUCCCAGCCGGGGAGGACUCGGGCGACCGCCGGAUGAGCGAGGAAUCUGUGGAAAAUCCCGUAGAGCUUUUCUUACCACCGAACACGGGGAGGACCUGUGGUGGGCCAUGGAGUCCGUCAACUUUGUCAUUGACUGCGGAGUCCAGAAGAAAAUGGUCUACAAUCCGAGAAUAAGAGCCAAUUCCGAGGUGCUCCAGUCCAUCAGUCAAUGCCAAGCUGAACUACGCAGGAAGCUGUGCGGACCAGCAGGUAAAUGUUUCUGUUUAUACGCGGACGACGGCCAACUUCCUGCGCGGAGAUCCCCUCGGAUCCUGGAGUCCAACAUCACGGCCACCGUUCUCUUCCUGAAGAGGAUGGCGAUCGGAGGUUUGGGCCAGUGCGAGUUCAUCGACCGACCCGAUCCCGCGGGUCUCAUGCAGGCCCUGGAGGAGUUGGACUACCUCGCCGCUCUGGACGACGACGGCAACCUCUCCGAGAUCGGCGUCGUCAUGUCCGAGAUUCCCCUGGAACCUCAGCUGGCCAAAGCGCUGCUGGCGUCCUGCGAGUUCGACUGCGUCAGCGAGAUGCUGACCGUCGCGGCGAUGCUUUCGGCUCCUAACUGCUUCACGGAGCCUCUGUCCGGAAUGACUCACGAGGCCUCGCAGUGUCACAGGAACUUCCAGCACCACGAAGGCGAUCACUUCACCCUCAUUAACGUCUACAGCGCCUUCAAGAGAAGCCAGAAGGAUCCGCACUUCAGUGUGGAAAUGUGGUGCAGAGACCAUUUCCUGGACCAUUCAGCCCUCCAGACGGCCGAGAGCAUCAGGGCGGAACUGACCGACACGCUGAACCGGAUCGAGCUGCCCGUCUCUGAGCCGGCGUUCGGCACCAGUAGCAACGCGGCCGACCUGAAGCGAGCCCUGCUGGCGGGCUUCUUCAUGCAGAUCGCUCGGGACGUGGAUGGCUCUGGAAAUUACCUGAUCCUCGCGCACAAGCACGUGGCCCAGGUCCCCCCGCAGUCCGGCUACGGACCGCGCGCCGGCAAGCUGGGGCUGCCCGAGUGGGUACUGUUCCACGACUACAAGCUGGCCGAAAACAACUUCAUGAGGAUCGUCACCCAGAUUUCACCGCAAGUCUUUAUUCAAACGGUUCCGCUCUACUUCUUCUACAACCUGCCCCGCAGCGAGAGCAAAGACAUCCUGCAGCACAUGCUGGACCCGCACGCCAGCGCCGACACUUGUAAGGACGACAGACACAAAGCCAGCAGCCACGCUGACGAUAGCAACAGCAGCGCUGUGCAGUCUACGGAUCGCUGUGCCAUCCAAUGAGGUGGUCAUCAUUCAACAACUGUUUCACAAAAUGGUACAAAAAGCGGCCAGAAAACUGAACCGACUUAAUGACAACAGUGUAAUCUUUUGAUAGGUCUAUCAUUCAAUAUUGUGGUACUGUUUAUUUGGGGGGGGGGGGGAAUUAUUAAAUGACAGUUUCACAGAGUGGUCAGAUAAAAUGAAAGUAAAGAAAUUACUUUUUUUUUUUUAAAUAUAUAUAUAAAAAAGAGCAACAGGAUGGUUUGAACUGAUAGGUGUCCUACAGUGUCUUUCAUUCUCACAAGUCAGUCCAGUAACGUUUCGCUUUUCUACAACCUGCGUGACAUCCUCUCAAGAAUUAUUUUUUUCUUAAAAAAAAUAAAUAAAUAAAAAUACAAAAUUGUAAACAGAAAUCGUAAUUCAAGCAAUUCUUCAAUCAUAAAUUUCCCGAGUCGUGCUAUUGUGGUUAAUGCUAACUAGCAUUAACGCCUCUGAGUGAGCUAGUUUUCCUUGAAAAGACAAAUAGCAAAUGUUACUCGUUGCUUUAGUUUGCCCUGCAUAAAUCAUUACAUUUGCGAGCCAUGUUAAUGUGGCUAACACUAACAUAGCUAACUUUGUAAAAAUAUUUUAACUAUAGCACAAUGUGAGUAAAUUAAUUAAAUCCCAUAUGAGUUUUUUCAUACUCAUCUGCAACCGUUUUCGCUAGUUUUUUUUUUUUUUUUUUUUUACACGUAAACAAUUUUUAAACUGUAUAGCACAUGUCUGGAAAACUUAAUUGAAUCUAGUACACUGUGAAAUUCUUUAAAAAGCACAAACAAUUUCAGAGGAC
Phycodurus eques (leafy seadragon) is the source of this 3157-nucleotide messenger RNA. RefSeq names its product DEAH (Asp-Glu-Ala-His) box polypeptide 32a (gene dhx32a). The record is from RefSeq and is a predicted model, not a curated record. Gene Ontology annotation, cellular component: intracellular anatomical structure; spliceosomal complex. Lineage: Eukaryota; Metazoa; Chordata; Actinopteri; Syngnathiformes; Syngnathidae. Gene Ontology annotation, molecular function: RNA binding. The transcript has 11 exons. Bases 82 to 2349 code for a protein of 755 amino acids.